UUCUAUUCUUCUCGUUCUUAUUCCAGUCUCUUCUAUGUUAUUCGUUGUUCUUCUUUUCUGAUAAAUGAAUUGGGUUAAGAUCGUCCCUUUCUCUUCUUGCAAGCGGGAUUCCUCUUCUUCUUUUCUUUGUGUUCUUUUUGGUGGAUUCUCUUGUCGUAAAUUCGGAAUGAGACGUGCGGCUAGGGCUGAAAUUUGAUACGGGCGCCGGCCGAAACGACAAAAGAUGGCGACUUGGGAGAUGGGGAUUGGCGAGGUCGGUGGAUGAUGACAGAUUUCGAUGGGCUCUCGUUUGCCAGGUUAAUGGGAUUCUUGAGCAUCAUGGGCAAUUCCUUUGGGUGCUCGGCAUCCGGGGAGCGGCUGGUCUCGGCAGCAAGAGACGGCGACCUUCAAGAAGCCAAGGCUCUCUUGGAAUACAAUCCCCGGCUUGCCAGGUACUCCACCUUCGGUGUCCGGAAUUCGCCACUCCAUUACUCUGCAGCACAGGGCCACCAUGAGAUUGUCUCUCUGUUGCUCGAAUCUGGUGUUGAUAUUAAUCUCCAGAAUGUCCGAGGACAGACUGCUUUAAUGCUAGCUAGUCAAUAUGGUCACUGGGAGGUUGUUCAGACUCUCCUGCUUUUUAAUGCCAAUAUUCACAGAACGGAUUAUCUCAAUGGUGGAACAGCUCUUCACUUUGCAGCUCUAAGUGGUCACACUCGAUGCAUUCGUCUUCUUCUUGCUGAUUAUGUGCCAAGCAUAUCUGACUUUUGGAAUAUGAUGAGGAGGAAACCAACCCUAAAAGUUCCCAUUGCAAAUUUUGAUGAGAGUUCUCUGUGUAAGAUAGUUAACAGAAAGGCAGAUGGAGGCAUUACAGCUCUUCAUAUGGCUGCACUAAAUGGGCACGCAGAGAGUGUGCGGUUACUAUUAGACUUGGGAGCUUCUGUUUCUGAGGUCACAGUGGGAGAUGGGACGACAAUUGAAUUGAUAGCAGGUGCAGGAAGCACACCCCUUCACUAUGCUGCUUGUGGUGGAAAUGCUGCUUGUUGUCAGGUUCUUAUUGCCAGAGGUGCCAGCUUAACUGCUGAAAAUGCUAACAGUUGGACUCCUUUGAUGGUAGCUCGGUCAUGGCAUCGAAAUUGGCUUGAGGGUAUUCUAAGUAAACAAGUGGAAAGCCAAAUACAUAUUCUUCCUUCACCAUAUCUCUGUCUUCCACUUAUGAGCAUCAUGAGAAUAGCCAGAGAAUGUGGAUGGAGAAAUAAAAACCAAUCACCUGCAUGCAUUGAUCCAUGUGUUGUUUGCUUGGAAAGGAAAUGCACGGUGGCUGCAGAAGGUUGCGAUCAUGAGUUCUGCACUAGGUGUGCUCUGUACCUGUGCUCCACCUAUAGCACUUCAACCAUUGUGGCAGGCCCACCUGGCUCUGUACCAUGCCCUCUUUGCCGGCAUGCAAUUGUCUCAUUUUUCAAACUCUCUGGCACGAGCCCAGUCAGAGAGUUGCCUAGGACGAGCCUAUCCUUAUCUCUGUGCACUACUUGCCCAGCUGUGGGCUCUGAUUUAACCGCUUUGAUGAGUACUCAGUCAUGCAAGCCUGACUUCCACUGCACUCAGAUCCCUCCUCUGGGUUCAUCUUCUUUUCGGUCUCUCAGCUGCCAGAGGUUCCCAUCAAUGAAGCUGAAUUCGACUCUUUGCAUGGGAGCUCCAGAAACAAGCCCGUGCCUUGUAAGGUGCUCGAGAUCAGGAUCACUACGGCGGUCAGCUUCACAAGGGGAGAGCAACAGAAGAUCAUGGCUCUUUGCCCUUAACCAAAUUGUUACUACUGGAAGCGGUUAGAAUUCUCUGUGUACUUUGUUUGGGUUGCAAUUCAUCCCUAUUCUUUGUUUAUAUCGUUCUCUUUUUAUCCUUUUUUUUUUGUGCGCUUGCCUUCCAAAUCCCUUUUAUGAAAGUGCCAAUUGACGUGCUGUUGAUAUUAGUGACGUAUCCCAUUGUUGUAAAUAGAGGAUUAUGUGCUCUUGUUCUGUUGUAUAUGUGGGAUCAUCAAGCAGGCUAUUGUUUUCAUUUCUUCUUCUUCCUUUUUUUUUUUUUCCGGGUUCUUUCAAUUUGUAAGUGAAGAAGGAUAUUGGUGAUGCUUUUCUAAUGCACGUAUUUUUUAUCCUUUUUUUUCUUC
This is a messenger RNA of Phoenix dactylifera (date palm), 2137 nucleotides long. RefSeq names its product putative E3 ubiquitin-protein ligase XBOS32. The record is from RefSeq and is a predicted model, not a curated record. Gene Ontology annotation, biological process: regulation of gene expression. Gene Ontology annotation, molecular function: protein binding. Gene Ontology annotation, cellular component: nucleus. Lineage: Eukaryota; Viridiplantae; Streptophyta; Magnoliopsida; Arecales; Arecaceae.